Messenger RNA from Pestalotiopsis fici W106-1, 1137 nucleotides. RefSeq lists its product as uncharacterized. Bases 1 to 1137 code for a protein of 378 amino acids. NCBI's taxonomy places the organism in Eukaryota, Fungi, Ascomycota, Sordariomycetes, Amphisphaeriales, Sporocadaceae. Gene Ontology annotation, molecular function: carboxy-lyase activity; hydrolase activity. Gene Ontology annotation, biological process: secondary metabolic process. The record is from RefSeq and is a predicted model, not a curated record. Gene Ontology annotation, cellular component: cytoplasm; cytosol. The transcript has 2 exons.
AUGGAGAUUGACCGCAGUCUUUAUGUGACUACAACAUUGACACGAGCUACCAAUGGCACGGUAGCAGUGCCGCGCAUGUUUGGCAAGAUUGCACUCGAAGAGGCAAUUGGCACAAACCUAUGGGCUGCCUACGGCACUCUACCUGCGAUUGAGCAAGUCUCUGGAUAUGCCGGUGUGCCUUUUGCCAGUAGCGUGUCUGCUGAUAUAGAGUCACGACUGACGGAUAUUCCUGCCCGUCUGCAGUCCAUGGACGACAGCGGCAUCGGCUAUGUCAUUAUCUCGCUGACUUCGCCGGGCAUUGAGGGUGUCUUCAACGCCACCAACGCCACCAAGCUGGCGACCGAGGUCAAUGAUGAAAUGUACGCCGACUAUGUCGAGGCCUACCCGGACCGCUUUGGCUUCUUUGCCGCGGUGCCGAUGCAGGACCCGAUGGCGGCAGCGGCGGAGCUCGAGCGUGCCGUCACGCAGCUCGGCGCCAAGGGCGCCCUCAUCAAUGGCUACAGCAUGAUUGGAACCCCCGACAACUACACGGUGCAGUACCUGGACGACGCGGCCUGCGACGUCUUUUGGGCCAAGGCCGCCGAGCUCAACGUGCCCAUCUACCUGCACCCGCGCCCGCCGCCGCCGAGCCAGCAGCUGCUCAUGGACGGCUACCCCAUGAUGGCCCACGCCGCCUACGGCUUCGGCACCGAGACGGCGGGCCACGCGCUCCGGCUCAUGCUGUCGGGCCUCUUUGACCGCUACCCCAGCCUCCAGGUCAUUCUCGGCCACUGCGCCGAGGCGCUGCCGUUCCUCGUGCACCGCGUCGACACGCGCCUCGCCAUUGGCAUCGAGGGCGCCGACGGCCCCUACAACAAGACCAUGAAGUACUAUCUGCGCAACAACUUUUACGCUACCCUGGCGGGUGUCCGGAGACUGGCUACUGUCAGAGAUACCAUUGAGGAAAUGGGCGAGGACCGCGUCAUGUGGAGCGUCGACUACCCGUACGAGAGCAACGAGGACGCUGCCAAUUGGUUCGACUAUGUCGAGGGUCUGGGUGUGAGGACCAAGGAGAAGCUGGCUUGGGAAAAUGCGGAAAAGAUCUUCAAUAUCACGGCGAGCCUGAAUUCGUAUCAAGACGAUCAAGAGUUUCUGUAG